AUAUAAAUAUGAUGGGAAAACACAUUUCUAGAUGAUUCAGGUGAAAUAAUUCGUGUUCUAGUUUUGAAAAUGAAGUUAACUGCUUUCGUUUUGUUGGCUCUGGCAGUGUCUGCUUUUGCAGAGAUUCAGAGUGAUGCAGUUUGGAGCAGUUUUAAGAGUCUUCAUGGCAAAACCUAUCAAAACCAAGUUGAAGAAACCAAACGUUAUGCGAUUUUCAAAGACAAUCUUCGUCAGAUUGAGGAACAUAACGCCAAAUUCGAACAAGGUUUGACAACUUACAAGCAAGGGAUUAACAAAUUCACUGACAUGACAAAAGAUGAGUUUGUUGCAAUGCUUAAUAGCCAACUUAGUUCUAAACCGAUUAAGAGUGGUAACAGGACUCUAUUUAAGUCAUCCGUUAAGGCACCGGAAUCCAUUGAUUGGAGGGAUAGCAACGUGGUUACACCUGUUAAGGAUCAAGGUACUUGCGGAUCAUGCUGGGCUUUUUCUGCUACUGGAGCAACUGAAGCAGCGUAUGCUUUGAAAAAUGGAACCUUGGUAUCUUUCUCAGAACAACAAAUCGUCGACUGUACUAAAGUGAAACCCUAUAAACAAUUAGGUUGUUAUGGAGGAUUAAUGGAGGCAGCCUUUGAUUACAUAAAAGAUUCUGGUAUCCAGAGUGAAGAAUCCUAUCCAUAUGAAGGGGUUGAUAAUGAUUGUCGCGCCACUGGAGAAUACGUCACUAAAGUUACUGGAUACGUAGAUGUUGCAGAAUUCGAAGAAGGCGAUCUCGUCACCGCUGUAGGCACAAUUGGACCUAUUUCUGUAGCAAUCGAUGCCUCGAACCUUUCCCCUUACGCUAGUGGCAUCUACGAUGGAUCUUGCUCACCGUACACACUAGACCAUGGCGUUUUAGCUGUGGGUUACGCCACAACUGAAGAUGGACAAGACUAUUGGUUGGUGAAGAAUUCGUGGGGUUCUUCUUGGGGCGAAGAAGGAUAUUUCAAGUUGAAGAGGGGCGAAAAUCACUGUGGCAUCGCUGUUGAACCAAGCUAUCCCACACUUUGAUUCAUUUUUCUAGAUAAUUAUAUUUAGAUAGCAAUAAUAUUAUUCAUUAGUUGUUUUAUUUUAAUUAUUAUCUAGAUCCCAGAGAAAUAUAUGUGACUACAUUUUCUA
Sitophilus oryzae (rice weevil) is the source of this 1155-nucleotide messenger RNA. Its product is annotated as cathepsin L1-like. Lineage: Eukaryota; Metazoa; Arthropoda; Insecta; Coleoptera; Curculionidae. Gene Ontology annotation, cellular component: lysosome. Gene Ontology annotation, biological process: immune response. The coding region runs from base 70 to 1047 and encodes 325 amino acids. Gene Ontology annotation, molecular function: cysteine-type endopeptidase activity. The record is from RefSeq and is a predicted model, not a curated record. The transcript is spliced from 6 exons.